AUGCCCUCGACUGCUCCUCUUGCCACCGCCGCCAAUGGCGGUCUCAACGCCAACGACAACAUCACUCGUUUCGAGCCUCCCAGCCGAGUGCUCUCUCCUCUCACCCACUCCCUCUUCCACAACAAGACGAGAUGCUUCGUAUACGGUAUGCAGCCCAGAGCUGUGCAAGGCAUGCUCGACUUCGACUUCAUUUGCAAGCGUAGCACGCCUUCUGUUGCUGGUAUCAUCUACACUUUUGGCGGCCAGUUCGUCAGCAAGAUGUACUGGGGUACCAGCGAGACUCUCCUUCCUGUCUACCAGGAUGUCGCCAAAGCCAUGGCCAAGCACCCUGACGUUGACACCGUCGUGAACUUCGCCUCCUCUCGUUCUGUCUACAGCUCCACCAUGGAGUUGAUGCAGUGCCCUCAGAUUAAGUCCAUCGCUAUCAUCGCCGAGGGUGUCCCCGAGAGACGUGCUCGUGAGAUCAUGGUUACUGCCAAGGAGAAGGGUAUCACCAUCAUUGGUCCUGCUACCGUUGGUGGUAUCAAGCCUGGUGCUUUCAAGAUCGGUAACACUGGUGGUAUGAUGGACAACAUUGUUGCUUCGAAGCUCUACCGCAAGGGUUCCGUCGGCUAUGUUUCCAAGUCCGGCGGUAUGUCCAACGAAUUGAACAACAUCAUUUCUCAGACCACCGAUGGUGUCCACGAGGGUAUCGCCAUUGGUGGUGACCGCUACCCCGGUACCACUUUUAUCGAUCACCUGCUGCGUUACCAGGCCGAUCCUGAUUGCAAGAUCCUCCUCUUGCUCGGUGAGGUCGGUGGUGUUGAGGAGUACCGUGUCAUUGAAGCCGUGAAGAACGGCACCAUCACCAAGCCUAUUGUCGCCUGGGCCAUCGGUACCUGCGCCAGCAUGUUCAAGACUGAGGUUCAGUUCGGUCACGCUGGUGCCUCGGCUAACUCCCAGCUUGAGACCGCUGUGUACAAGAACAAGGCCAUGAGAGAGGCCGGUAUCCACGUUCCCGACACAUUCGAGGAGCUUCCUCAGCUCCUCAAGCAGGUGUACGAUGAUCAGGUCAAGAAGGGUAUCAUCAAGCCCCAGCCCGAACCCCAGGUUCCCAAGAUCCCCAUCGACUACUCCUGGGCCCAGGAGUUGGGUCUCAUCCGUAAGCCCGCUGCCUUCAUUUCCACCAUCACCGACGACCGUGGCCAGGAGCUCCUGUACGCCGGAAUGCCCAUCUCCGACGUUUUCAGAGAGGAUAUUGGCAUUGGUGGUGUCAUGUCCCUUCUGUGGUUCCGUCGCCGUUUGCCUCGCUAUGCCAGCAAGUUUCUGGAGAUGGUUCUCAUGCUUACUGCUGACCACGGUCCGGCCGUGUCUGGUGCCAUGAACACCAUCAUCACUACCCGUGCAGGCAAGGAUCUGAUCAGCGCCCUGGUCUCUGGUCUCCUGACCAUCGGAUCUCGCUUCGGUGGUGCUCUUGACGGUGCCGCUGAGGAGUUUACCAAGGCCUUCGACAAGGGCAUGAGCCCUCGUGACUUUGUUGACACCAUGAGAAAGGAGAACAAGCUGAUCCCUGGUAUUGGCCACCGCGUCAAGUCCCGGAACAACCCUGAUCUGCGUGUCGAGUUGGUCAAGGAGUUCGUCAAGAAGCACUUCCCCAGCACCAAGCUCCUCGACUAUGCCAUCGCUGUCGAGACCGUCACCACCUCCAAGAAGGACAACCUCAUUCUGAACGUCGAUGGUUGCAUUGCUGUCUGCUUCGUUGACCUGAUGCGCAACUGCGGUGCUUUCUCGCCCGAGGAAGUUGAGGACUACAUGAAAAUGGGAGUUCUCAACGGUCUCUUCGUCCUUGGUCGCAGCAUUGGUCUUAUUGCUCACUACCUCGACCAGAAGAGACUGCGCACUGGUCUUUACAGACACCCCUGGGAUGACAUCACCUACCUGCUCCCCACCUUGCAGAAGGGUGGUGCCGAGGGUCGUGUUGAGGUUAACAUUUAA
Molecule: messenger RNA, 1974 nt
Organism: Aspergillus thermomutatus
Lineage: Eukaryota; Fungi; Ascomycota; Eurotiomycetes; Eurotiales; Aspergillaceae
Product: putative ATP citrate lyase, subunit 1
Exons: 5
Coding region: 1-1974 (657 amino acids)
Biological process (GO): acetyl-CoA biosynthetic process; tricarboxylic acid cycle; fatty acid biosynthetic process
Cellular component (GO): cytosol
Molecular function (GO): ATP citrate synthase activity
Source: RefSeq, a predicted model, not a curated record